This is a messenger RNA of Neohortaea acidophila, 796 nucleotides long. RefSeq names its product proteasome maturation factor UMP1-domain-containing protein. The transcript is spliced from 2 exons. Gene Ontology annotation, biological process: proteasome assembly. Bases 151 to 621 code for a protein of 156 amino acids. The record is from RefSeq and is a predicted model, not a curated record. NCBI's taxonomy places the organism in Eukaryota, Fungi, Ascomycota, Dothideomycetes, Mycosphaerellales, Teratosphaeriaceae. Gene Ontology annotation, cellular component: nucleus; cytoplasm.
CUCCCUGCAUCACCUCAAACACCACCAUCACCACUUCAUCACCUUCUUCCAUCUCCAUCCUCCUCGCAACUCCUUGUGAUGCUUUGUUCGAUAUAGACCCGCCUCUACGCAAACAAGCAUCGAAGAGAGCAUCACUCCGCUCCAUCCAAGAUGGCGCUCCGCAUCGUUCCCCCUGCCUCUCACCCCCUCACUACACAAGCCGAGCUCGGUGCGCCCUCCGCUCCAGGGGUGCACGACACUCUGCGCGCCAACCUCUCCCUCACCACUCCCGCCCCGAAAGCGCAAGGAUCACACUUCGAGCUUCAGUCCACGCAUCCCCUCGAAUCACGACUAGCGCAGUGGCGCACCCAGCAAGAUGCGUUGCAAAUGGAGAUGCUGAGACGACAGUUUGGCAUCGCGGAGCCGGUGAAGCGAGGGAUGGAACUGCAUAUUGUGCGUGCUGGGGAGUGGACGCCCAUGUGCCUGGGAGGAGGAUUUGGCUAUGGAGGUGGCCUGCACGCCGAUAUCCUGUCGGGGAGAGAUACAGAGAUUGGAUGGGAGGAUGUGUUUGUGGGACAUGAGAUGAGGGAUGUUCCGGACUUCCACACGGAGAUGGAGAGGAGGUUUGGGAUGAACUGGUAGAGUGGCUUGCCAUGCCAGACGGACCGGCCAGGACACCAGAUGCGUGUCUGGGAAAGAGCAGGCGGGAGGACACGCAUGUACUACCAACUUCACUUCUCGCUGUACCAUACCACGCUCAGCACGAGAUGAAUAGAUGGCAUUAGUAUUCACAGUAAUCAACACGCUCAGAGUGCUA